Molecule: messenger RNA, 1981 nt
Organism: Alexandromys fortis (reed vole)
Lineage: Eukaryota; Metazoa; Chordata; Mammalia; Rodentia; Cricetidae
Product: 3-alpha-hydroxysteroid dehydrogenase-like
Exons: 9
Coding region: 72-1043 (323 amino acids)
Biological process (GO): steroid metabolic process
Cellular component (GO): cytosol
Molecular function (GO): steroid dehydrogenase activity; ketosteroid monooxygenase activity; aldose reductase (NADPH) activity
Source: RefSeq, a predicted model, not a curated record
CACAUUUGGCUGGACUGCACCCUGUGCAAGCAGAAGACUCAAGACCUGCUUAGUUGCCUGAUUGACAAGCUAUGAGUUCUGUGCCUCUGCGAAUGAAUCUGAAUGAUGGUCACUUCAUCCCUGUACUGGGGUUUGGAACCACUGUGCCUGAGAAGGUUCCUAAGGAUGAACUUAUCAAGGCUACCAAAAUAGCUAUAGAUGCUGGGUUCCGGCAUUUUGAUUCUGCUUAUUUGUAUGGAAUAGAAGAGGAAGCAGGACAAGCCAUUAGAAGCAAGAUUGCAGACGGCACUGUGAAGAGAGAAGAUAUAUUCUAUACAUCAAAGCUUUGGAGCACUUUCCAUAGACCAGAAUUGGUUCAAUCUUGCUUGGAAGCAUCACUGAAGAAAGCUCAAUUGGACUAUGUCGAUCUGUAUAUUAUUCAUUUCCCAAUGGCUUUGCAGCCUGGAGCUAAGCUAUUUCCAAGAGAUGAAGAUGGAAAUCUGUUGGUGGACCCGGUGAAUCUCUGUGACACAUGGGAGGCCAUGGAGAAGUGUAAGGACGCAGGACUGGCCAAGUCCAUUGGGGUGUCCAACUUUAACCGCAGGCAGCUGGAGAUGAUCCUGAACAAGCCAGGACUCAAGUACAAGCCUGUGUGCAACCAGGUAGAAUGUCAUGUUUAUCUCAACCAGAGCAAAAUGCUGGAGUAUUGCAAGUCCAAGGACAUCGCUCUGAUUGCCUACUGUACGUUGGGAAGUUCACGAGACCCAAUAUGGGUGGACCAAAGCAGCCCCGUUCUUUUAGAAGAUCCAGUUCUUUGUACCAUGGCAAAGAAAUACAACCAAACACCAGCCUUGGUUGCCCUUCGUUACCUGUUGCAGCGUGGGAUUGUGACCCUGGCCAGGAGUUUCAAUGAGAAGAGGAUCAAAGAGAUGAUGCAGGUUUUUGAAUUCCAGCUGACUUCAGAGGACAUGAAAAUCAUAGAUGGUUUGAACAGAAAUUUAAGAUACAAUUCUGGAGAUUAUUUUGAUGGACAUCCCAAUCAUCCAUUUACUGAUGAAUAUUAACAUGGAGACCCUUGUCUGAAUUCCUACCAGAAGAUCUGUUUAUGCAUCAUGAUAUGAGACAAGUCUUGGAUACUGGUCAUUGAACACAUCACAUCUUAUCAGACCUCCUUGUCUUUGUCAAUUCACAGUCAGCUAAAACUAAGUCCGCAGAGCUGUGUGAGAAGUUUGGAAGACAGCAUCAAGAUUAAAGAUACCAAAAUUUCUUAGAUUUUGAAAGAUUAUUUUAUUUUCUUUAUAUAUAUAUAUGUGUGUGUGUGUGUCCUACAAGUGUGUGGACCUUGUGAAUACAGUGUCUAUGGAGGGUGACAGAUCACUUGGAACUGGAGUUACCAAUGGUUAUGAGUCACCAUGUGGGUGUCGGAAGCUAAAUCUUAGUCUUCUCUAAGAGCAGCAAGCCUUUAAACACUUUGCCAGUUCACCAGGUCCUGCCCUAAAGAUUCUUGCCUGCUUCUAUUUCUGUGACUUCAAUGGUUUAUUUCCUUCUGACACCAACCUGAUUUGCCCAGAAGGCUUGGACUGAAGGCAUGAGAUGAUGACCAUCAUUUAGUAGACAUUUUUUGGGGUAGGAGCUGGAAGAAAUUUUAUCAUUUAGGGAAUUACCAGUGAUAGAUUAUUGAGUCAAUAUUGCUCAAAAUUUUUGAGAAAGAAGAAAGUACUCUUCUGUUAAUUUGUUCUUGGUGUGGAGGUGAGGCACAUCUGGCAAAAGUGACCAGGAGUCCCAUGGCUUCCUUCACCAAUCUAAGGACCAGAGCUGCAAGACCAUGGAGAUAAGAUUUCCCCGGGGGAAGGUUGGGAGGUUGGGGGUUGGUAAGAAGAGAACUCAACUAAAAUAUCAUGACACAGAUAUGGGGAGACAGAAGAAAGCUGAACACGUCUCUGCUUACUUGUUACAGGUAAAAUGAAAUCUACAUAUUUUAUCCACGAUAGAGAUCUAGACU